CGAAAUUAUGUAUGUGGCAACUCAGGAAAGGUUCGUUGGGUAGCCGUAGCUGUCGCCUGUCAGACAGCCAGUGACAGUUGACGUCCGGCACUCCUCGUGUUACGGUCAUUCAACACAUCUACAGAGGUGUGAAAUACUUAAAACGAACUGACAGGCUUCUUCUGAGCUAGUUUCACAUCGUCAUGGCUCCUGAAAGUCAAUGCCUAAGUCGGGAGGGCCUUGUGGAUACACACCGAUCUUUCGUGACUCGGGUUAUGGCCCUUCCUGCCGUCGAUCAGGCUGCCGCCAUGUACCGUGUCACUAAGGAGCAGCAGCCUUACGUUGGCGUUGCACUGCGGCUGGCAGAAGCGGGGAUUAUGAGGACAGUGACGGCUACUGGAGCCAUAAUUCCUCUGGCCACCCCCAUAGCUAACCACGUGGACGGGUUGGCGUGCCAGGUGUUAGACAACGUGGUCAAGGUGGCGCCCAUCAUCACCAAACCAACUGACGAGAUAGUCGACGAAACCCGUCAUUUUGUUAUGAGGAGUAUAGCUGGUGGUCAACAUCACUCGAAACCACUGACAUUGAAAUCAGCAUUAGUCGCUCGUGCUUCGGAUGUGGUUGAUCGUGCAUCAGCCACCGAUUACGGGAGAGCUUUGAUCCAAAUAGCUGAAUCUGUUUUACACUCAGCCCAUCAUGCGGUGGACACUUAUCUCCCUCCAGCCGAAGGCGACAUCCAUCAUGCAGAUGGCUAUGAGGGAAACAUUAGUUCAAAAGCCUUCUCUCUGGUGUAUAAGACUCACGGCAGAUUAAGACGUACUGCCAUGCGCAUGUUGAAGAGUAACAAUAAUGGAAAUGAAGACGAGGAGAUUGUCAUUUAUCCACUGCAUCUGGUUGAGAAUGGCGAUCACCGAUAUGUGAAAUGGUACUACUCUUUACAUGAUAUUCCAUACGUUCAGCAAGUAACCAGUGCCACUACCGCAGCCCAUACGGUUGUAGUGAAGAACAUCGGAUUUUUCUUGGGGACCGCCGUCAAAUUUCCUCGCAUAAUUAGCACGGCAGUAAUCAAGACUGCUGGUAAAUCUUACUCAGUCAUUACCGUUAAUGGGAUGGAUGCUGUCAGGUACUGCUCAUCUAACAGUGUACAACUUGGGAAGUGUGUAACAAUGGCAGCUGUAGGAACAGUCAAUAACGCCACUUGGAUGGUUAGUUCAGCAGCACACAACGCCUUCUCAACUGGUGUGGCUACCACCAGCGCCAUUACCAACACCAGUAAAGACUUGGUGAAAACAGUUGUAAACACCGGAGUCUGUAUGACACACCGAGCGAUGGCUCAUUGUAUGGCUUUAACCAAGGCUUUGCCAGAUUUUGGAGUGAGUAAAAGGUCUCAGAAUUUAUUCCAGACGAUCCAAGCAACUUUUCAUACCCUCAAAGCACAAGGAACUACGACGGUUUUUACAGCAAAGCAGCGUUGCACAGAUGCCCUCGGAAAAGCUCUUCUGGGGGUGCCACCAUCUUUGUAUAUCAGAGGGCACUUGUUAUAUAUGCAGCUGCUCAUUGCCUGUGGUGCCCUCCGUCAAUAUCCAGCUCAAGUUCUCCGGACGUCAAGUCAAAUGCUAGAGAGUGCUCGUCACAUCCCAAUCGAUUCAUAUGCUUGGCUAAGCAACAAGGAUUUAUUUAUUCAAGGCUAUCUUCUAACGGUCAAUAUUCAGAGUCGAUUGUCAUCUCUUCUAAAAAAUUUCAGCUUGGAUGCAAGUAAAGUUAAACUGUCAUAAGGACAAAUUUUUUUUUCUUUUUUACUGAAUGCAGUCAAAUGGUUUAAAAUCAGUAAUUCUAAAGAUAAUAUUUUGCCCAUGUAUGAUUUCUGUACUUGCAUUGUCUAUUAUACUUAAUGAUAGGUUAAGGUACAACCAUAACAGUACAGUACUAUCUGCUUCUGGAUAUAUUUAUUGAAUGGCUCAAGUGUAGUUUUCCUUAAGUAUAUUGUAGCAGAAAUAUUGUUCAGUUUAACAUAUGAGAAUAACCAUUGAAAGUUAAGACAUUUCUGAAUGCUAUACAUGAUGGUUCAGCAGAUCAUGCAGCAUUCUGUACUUUCAUAUUAAUCUGUAGAAAAGUACUCCAGCAUGACUAUAUCCUUGGAAGUUACUGUCACUGAAAUUCAGCUCUCCCGUUUGCAUGUUGGUUCAUGCACAUGGUGAUUGGUCUCUAUUUCACAUAUGUACUGAUACCCUAAUUUACCACUUUUGUAUUUAAUAAAGCCUGUUCACAACC
Molecule: messenger RNA, 2250 nt
Organism: Macrobrachium nipponense
Lineage: Eukaryota; Metazoa; Arthropoda; Malacostraca; Decapoda; Palaemonidae
Exons: 8
Coding region: 183-1754 (523 amino acids)
Biological process (GO): lipid storage; positive regulation of triglyceride storage
Cellular component (GO): lipid droplet; cytosol
Source: RefSeq, a predicted model, not a curated record